Messenger RNA from Fraxinus pennsylvanica, 516 nucleotides. NCBI's taxonomy places the organism in Eukaryota, Viridiplantae, Streptophyta, Magnoliopsida, Lamiales, Oleaceae. The record is from the annotation of a GenBank genome assembly.
AUGGGAAACCCUUUACAUUUAUCAUCUUUGAAUCAUAUUUCUCUGGUGUGCAAAUCAGUUGAGGAGUCCACUGAUUUUUAUGAAAACAUUCUAGGGUUUGUCCCUGUGAAGAGGCCUGGAUCUUUGAAAUUUGAUGGGUCAUGGCUAUUUGGCCAUGGAAUUGGGAUCCACUUAUUGCAGUCUGAAGAUCCGGAAAGUUUGACAAAGAAAACUGUCAUUAAUCCAAAGGAUAAUCACAUGUCUUUCCAGUGCGAGAGCAUGGGUAUGGUGGAGAAGAAGCUGACGGAGAUGGGGAUCAACUACGUGCGACAGCGGGUAGAAGAAGGUGGAAUCUACGUUGAUCAGCUAUUUUUCCAUGAUCCAGAUGGAUUCAUGAUUGAAAUCUGCAACUGUGAUGAUCUUCCUGUAAUCCCAUUAGCUGGAGAGAUUAUCAGAUCGUGCUCCAGAAUCAAUCUGCAGAUGAUCCAGCAGCAGGGUCACUUGAAAGUCGAGUCUGUCUUAGAUUUUUCUGCUUAA